This is a messenger RNA of Ctenopharyngodon idella (grass carp), 6736 nucleotides long. It is a transcript of the gene nrxn1b, whose product is annotated as neurexin 1b. NCBI's taxonomy places the organism in Eukaryota, Metazoa, Chordata, Actinopteri, Cypriniformes, Xenocyprididae. The record is from RefSeq and is a predicted model, not a curated record. The coding region runs from base 1245 to 5669 and encodes 1474 amino acids. The transcript has 21 exons.
UACAGCACCCUAUAAAAGAUGCUGAAGCUGAGAUCAGUCACUUCGCUAUUGAGAUGUAUUGUUCAUAAACUUCAUCUUCAUUCAUGUAGCCAAAGACAAGCUCUUCGGCAGAAUGUGAACAUAACAGAAAACGGAUCUUUCCCUGUACUCAAAAACACUUCAUUUCAACAUGUAGUCUCCUGAUCCAGAGCGAAGUUAUUUUCCUGUUUUUUUUUUUUUUUUUUUUUUUCAGCGAAGCUGCUUCGAAACAAUCUGUACUGUAUAAAUCGCUAUAUAAACAAAGGCUUUAUAUAUUCAGGCUUUAUAUAGUUGUUGACUCAAGUGAACGCGCGCGCUGUCCGAGGUGCUGCAGAGCCAGAGCCGCGUCACGUGACCCGGUGUGUGUCACAGCUUCAGCAGCUGCACAUUUACAGCUUCACCUCAAUAACUUACUAAAACUAUCGUCUUCAUCGGCCGACCACAGCCACGGAGAACUGGUGUCAAUGGCCGUAUGUUGAGAGAUGACGUCUGCUGCCUGCUUCAUCUGAAACAGGAUUUAUCCCACAAAUUCAGACAAACAGUAAGGAACACAGUGAUGGAUAUCACUAAACACCAUGGAUACUUGAAGACAGUUGAAAUAAAACAAAAUCCUCAACAUAAAUAAGUUUGAUAACAUGAGGACUAUAUCAUGUUGAAACAUCCUGUAAGAGGCUGUCUUUUGGUUUUCAUAAUUUGGUAUUUUAAUUUGUCCCAAAAACAAUCUUUCUAAGGCUGUGUUCACACUUGGCAGGUCUGGCUGGAUUAAACAGAACUCUGGUGCGAUUGCUCUGUUAGUGCGGAUCAUUUGAAUAAGUCCGAGACCAAAUGCUCAAGCGCACCUGGUUCUUCUCAUCAUAGUCGUGAUGUUGCCCAUUUAAGAUUCAGUACAGGUGUCAGAACCGUGACUCCUCGCAGGAAUCUGCCGCUGUUUUGACUCCUUUACACAUUUUAAAAGCUCUUCUUGAGUUCACACAUAUGUACGCACAUACAACAAGUGCAUUUAACACAACACAUAACAUUGUUUUGAAUGUUCGGUAAGUUCUGUCGCAAAAUAUAUGUCAUAAAAGCUGUUUUUUUAUCUUUAGGUUUGGUGUUAAAAAUGACAGUGUGAACGCUAAGUGAACCGGACCAUUUUCUUUUUUGGUCCAGACCAAAAGAGCCAAGAGAACCGAACUACAAGUGUGAACACACCUUUUGAUUACUAUAAACUCAGCAACGUCUGCAUCAUGAUUCUUCACAUGCGGCACGGCGCUCAUCUGCUCUGGAUCGGGCUGGUCGUGUGUGCUGUGAACGCUGGAGCCGGGCUCAGUUUUACUGGUUCUGAGGGACAGUGGGCCUCGUUUCCCACGUGGAACGCUUGCUGUGAGAGCGAAAUGAGCUUCAGCGUGAAAACCAAGAAUUUGAAGGGACUUCUGGUGUACUUUGAUGACGAAGGCUUCUGCGAUUUCCUCGAGCUGCACAUACACAAGGGGAAACUCAGACUGAGCUUCUCCAUUUUCUGUGCCGAGCCUGCUGACGUGCUUUCAGAUGUUUUCAUCAGCGACAACCAGUGGCAUUCAGUCACGAUUAGGAGGAACUUCAAAAACACCACCCUCAUCGUUGACAGGGAAAUAAAGUGGGUGGAAGUUAAAUCCAAACGCCGGGAUAUGACUGUCUUCAGUCACUUGUUUUUGGGCGGGAUUCCAGCGGAGUCUUUACAGCUGACGUCGGACACUGUGAAAGAUCAUGCUCCCUUUAUGGGCUGGAUAACAGACUUGAAAGUGAACCGUUCUGAGCCUGUCGUCAUUAACAGCGCCGGGGUCAACGCUGACCUCUGCGGCUCAGACCACAUGUGCUUAAACGGAGGCGUAUGCAGUGUUGUCGACGACGAGCCUACAUGUGACUGCUCCGAAACCGGCUAUCAGGGAAAAGACUGCAGUGAAGGUCUGGCACACCUGAUGAUGGGCGAUCAAGGAAUAGAAGAAGAAUAUGUGGCGACAUUCAAAGGUUCAGAAUACUUCUGCUAUGACCUUUCUCUGAACCCGAUCCAAAGCAGCAGCGAUGAAAUCACACUGUCGUUCAAAACGCUUCAGAGAAACGGACUGAUGCUCCACACGGGAAAAUCUGCUGACUAUGUCAACCUGGCGCUGAAAAACGGGGCGGUGUCUCUUGUCAUAAAUUUGGGUUCCGGGGCGUUUGAAGCUCUGGUGGAGCCGGUCAAUGGGAAAUUUAAUGACAAUGAGUGGCAUGAUGUGAAAGUAACGCGGAAUUUGCGUCAGCACUCAGGCAUUGGACAUGCUAUGGUAACAAUAUCUGUGGAUGGGAUACUGACCACCACAGGAUAUACUCAAGAGGACUACACCAUGCUUGGCUCUGAUGACUUUUUCUAUGUUGGAGGAAGUCCUAGUACAGCUGACCUGCCUGGAUCACCUGUUAGCAACAACUUUAUGGGUUGCCUGAAGGAGGUUGUGUAUAAAAACAAUGACGUUCGGCUGGAGCUGUCCAGACUGGCCUUUAAAGGCGACCCCAAAAUGAAGAUCCAUGGAGUUGUUGCCUUCAAGUGUGAGAAUGUUGCUACAUUCGAUCCCAUCACAUUUGAGACACCUGAAUCCUUCAUCACACUUCUUAAAUGGAACACUAAGAAGACCGGUUCUAUUUCCUUUGACUUCCGCACCACUGAGCCCAAUGGACUUCUGCUCUUUAACCACGGGAAACCGAAGCAACAGACCAAAGAGACCAAGAGCCCUCUCACACUGAAGGUGGACUUCUUUGCCAUUGAGAUGCUGGAUGGUCUUUUGUACCUGCUUCUGGAUAUGGGAUCAGGCACAACCAAGACACUGGCUGUGAACAAAAAAGUGAAUGAUGGAGAGUGGUAUCAUGUGGAUUUCCAGAGGGAUGGAAAAUCAGGUACUAUCUCUAUCAAUACAAUUCGCACACCAUACCAAGCCCCAGGAGAAAGUGAGAUUCUAGAUCUGGAUGAUAACCUGUAUCUAGGAGGACUGCCGGAAAAUAAAGCUGACAUGGUGUUUCCUACUGAGGUGUGGACCGCUCUGCUCAAUUAUGGUUUCGUAGGCUGCAUCCGUGACCUGUUCAUCAACGGUCAGAGCAAAGAUAUCCGCCGCAUAGCUGAGGUGCAGAAAGCAGCAGGUGUAAAGCCCUCCUGCAGUAAAGAGGCACCGAAGCAGUGUCUCAGUAACCCCUGCCAAAACAAUGGUAUCUGCAGGGAAGGAUGGAACCGUUAUGUGUGUGACUGCUCUGGGACGGGAUAUCUUGGUCGCUCCUGUGAGAGAGAUGCCACCAUCCUCAGUUACGAUGGCAGUAAGUUCAUGAAGGUCCAGUUAUCUGUAGCUAUGCAUACAGAGGCUGAAGAUGUCUCACUACGCUUCCGAUCCCAGCGGGCAUAUGGUGUUCUCAUGGCAACCACUUCUCGAGACUCCGCAGACACCCUGCGUCUGGAGCUGGAGACAAGUCGUGUCCGGCUCACGGUUAAUCUAGACUGUGAGAGGAUAAACUGUACCACGAGCAAGGGACCUGAGACCCUGUUUGCUGGUCAGAAUCUGAAUGAUAAUGAAUGGCACACGGUGCGAGUGAUCAGGAGAGGGAAGAGUCUGAAGCUGUCUGUGGAUGAUUUGCCCACUGUGGAAGGAGAGAUACCAGGUGACCACACACAGCUGGAGUUUCAUAACAUAGAGACAGGAAUUAUUACAGAGAAACGCUACCUGCCCAUCAUGCCCUCCAACUUCAUUGGGCAUCUCCAGAGUCUAACAUUUAACGGCAAGCCGUACAUCGACCUCUGCAAGAACGGAGACAUCGACUACUGCGAAGUCAACGCCGUGAUCGGUUUCAAGAACAUCAUUGCGGAUCCGGUGACCUUCAAGUCCUGCUCAAGCUAUAUGACUCUGAGCACACUGCAGGCGUACUACUCCAUGCACCUGUUCUUCCAGUUCAAGACCACCUCAUCCGACGGACUCAUCCUGUUCAACAGUGGAGAUGGGAAUGACUUCAUAGCUGUAGAGCUGGUUAAGGGCUACCUGCAUUACGUCUCAGAUCUGGGAAACGGUGCUCAUCUCAUCAAAGGAAACUCAAACAAACCUCUCAAUGACAACCACUGGCACAAUGUCAUUAUCUCCAAAGACACAAAUAACCUGCACACCGUCAAAAUCGACACCAAAAUCACCACCCAGACCACUGUGGGGGCCAAAAACCUGGACUUAAAAGGUGAUCUUUAUAUUGGCGGUGUUCCCGAGGAGAUGUACAAAGAUUUACCCAAGUUAGUUCACGCAAAAGAAGGAUUUCAAGGCUGUUUGGCGUCUGUGGAUCUGAACGGCCGUUUGCCAGACCUGAUGUCAGAAGCGCUGGCCUGUGUUGGACAGAUUGAGAGAGGAUGUGAAGGGCCCAGCACAACCUGUCAGGAGGAUUCUUGUGCGAAUCAGGGCGUUUGUCUCCAGCAGUGGGAGGGCUUCACCUGCGACUGCAGUAUGACCACAUACGGAGGACCUCUGUGUAAUGAUGCUGGCACCACGUAUAUAUUUGGGAGAGAUGGUGGUCUGAUCACAUACACGUGGCCGCCGAAUGAACGGCCCAGCACGCGAGCAGACCGGCUGGCGAUGGGAUUCAGCACUCAGCUCAAAGAAGCAAUACUGGUGCGAGUGAACAGCUCCUCUGGGUUAGGUGACUAUCUCAAGCUACACAUUGUAAAAGGCUACGUUACAGCUAUAUUUAAUGUGGGCACAGAUGACAUCAACAUCGAGGAGAAAUCAAAGUUUGUAAAUGAUGGAAAGUACCACAUAGUGAAGUUUACGAGGAGUGGCGGCAAUGCCACACUGCAGGUGGACGAUCUGCCUGUUAUUGAGCGAUACCCCACAGGAAACAUUGAUAGCGAACGGCUGGCGAUCGCUAGACAGCGAAUUCCAUAUCGACUCGGUCGAGUAGUUGACGAAUGGCUACUCGACAAAGGCCGCCAGCUCACAAUCUUCAACAGCCAGAUGACCAUCCAGAUCGGCGGUUGGGAAAGAGACCACAGCCGUGCCUUCCAGGGCCAAAUGUCUGGUUUCUAUUACAAUGGAUUGAAAGUUUUUAACAUGGCUGUGGAAGGAGAUCCCAACAUUCGCAUCGAAGGCAGCGUGAGGCUGGUUGGGGAGGCGCAAUCUUCCUCCAUAACGCCACAGUCCAGUGCUACGGUCCAUCGCUCUGAGACCUCUACCUCAGUUAUGGAGAUCAUCACCACAACCACCUCCAAGCACCAGAUGAAACACACCACACCAGGAGAACCCCAGCAGACUACUGAUGACUUGUUGGUGGCAUCUGCCGAGUGCCCGAGCGACGAUGAGGACAUUGACCCGUGCGAGCCGAGCUCAGGUGGGUUAGCUAACCCUACAGGCCCCGUGGUGAAGAGCUAUCCUGGUCAGUCAGAUGUUUUCCGUGAGUCCAGCAGUACCACAGGCAUGGUGGUUGGCAUCGUGGUCGCUGCCGCACUUUGUAUCCUCAUUCUUCUCUAUGCCAUGUACAAAUACCGCAACCGUGACGAGGGAUCGUACCACGUGGAUGAGAGCCGCAACUACAUUUGCAAUUCAGCCCAGUCAAAUGGAUCAGUGGUAAAGGAGAAACCCAUGGACGGUACCAGUUGUGUCAGUAAGAGCAAGAAAAACAAAAACAAGGAGUAUUAUGUGUGAUUCUGUUAUUCCUGGUCCUUACAGGACCUGCUUUCACUUUUAAGUUCUAGCACACGUCAAACAUAAGACCUCAUGCAACAUAAAAACUGAGAAACUGUGGAAAAACAGUCAUCAUAUCUUAAACAGUGAUGCAGCGAAGAAAAUGUUUUCUUCAAUAUUUAAUUUCAGCAUAUUGGAAUGGAUGAAAGAACAGGAAGAUUCUCACUUGAAGAUGUUCGGAAAAUGUCCAAAAAUGAUCCAUAAGUGAUGGAAAGAUGACCAAAUCCAUCUAGACUCUGGCAUUUUCCAAAUGAGCUCAGUUUCUUGUGUAAGAAGAAGGGGAAUGAAGAGCAACUGAUGAAUUAUGACAAAUUAUGACUUUUUUUUUUCUUUUCUUUUUUUGCCGUUUGUGUUGCUGGGAACUUUGCAAUGAUGAAAAAGCUGAAACAACUCCUCAAAGCAUCACUGAAGAAUGAAAGAUCAAGAAAGGAAAGAAGUCUCUCAGUGUUUUUACUUUACAACUCCUAUAGAGCUAAUAUGAAUUUGACAGCGGAUGGUGAAAGGGAAAAGAUUAUGCCAUCGCACAUUAUCUUUGGCAAACAUGGACAUCUCAGUGAACAUGGAUGCAACAUUUUAUUUAAUAUGUUUCUAUAUGUUUCAAAGGUGUGCUUUUUGGACUGACAAAUUUGUGUUUUAUAAUCUUUUGCAUAGAGGAUGCAAACUAUAUCUGCUCCUUGGCAGAAAAGACUACAAAAAAACUUUAAAUGUCAUUAAGAUAUAGAAGAAUUUAUAGACAGGAUCAAAACUUGCAUUUUUUUUUAUUUACAAUGUUUUUUCAUCAUGUUACUCACAGAUUGUGUUCUAAAUGAUUGUUCAAAAGUAAUAUUUGUCUGUGUGUGCAGGUGCACAUGCAUGUUCAUGUUUUAGAUGGUUCUCUGAAAGACACAUCCAUCCAAAGAUACUGUAAAUCACUACCAAUAUACUCACAGACAUGAAUUUUUCUCAGCCAAUGACAUAUGGGGUAAUUUCAUGUUUAUUUGCACAUACACACCCUCAAAAUGUAAUCAUAAAUCAAAUUCAGUCACUUG